Messenger RNA from Diaporthe batatas, 1557 nucleotides. RefSeq names its product peptidylprolyl isomerase RRD2. The transcript has a single exon. Bases 101 to 1438 code for a protein of 445 amino acids. Gene Ontology annotation, biological process: mitotic spindle organization. Gene Ontology annotation, molecular function: peptidyl-prolyl cis-trans isomerase activity; protein tyrosine phosphatase activator activity. Lineage: Eukaryota; Fungi; Ascomycota; Sordariomycetes; Diaporthales; Diaporthaceae. The record is from RefSeq and is a predicted model, not a curated record. Gene Ontology annotation, cellular component: cytoplasm; nucleus; protein phosphatase type 2A complex.
GUGCUUUGUAACUGGCAACAACGAUUGCCAGUCAGGAACAACCCGCCUCCAUCAAACCAUCGACAAGCUCGCUACUGUCCACGCAUACCACGCUGAGAUCAUGGCUCCUACUGCAAUGGCUGAGGCCAGACAACCUGCGGCAGACAACGAGUCCAAGCCGAUAUCAACGCCCGCACCAGCUCCAACGUCAGCGUCUCAGGGAGUUCCGAAUCUGGGCCACAAGCUUCCCAAGCUCGAACCCAGGCGGCGUCGGCAACAGCCUGAGAAUCCCAUCCCUUUCCCCGAGACUCCUGCUCUUCCACCACCCCUAGAAUGCCCAGGCACGUUCCGCGUACCGAGCCGUCGCAUCUUGUCAAAAGCGGACCAUGACUUGUUUGUCUCGUCUCCAUCAUUUAACUUGAUACUGUCCUGGAUCUUCAGCCUGUCCGAAUCUGUCAUCGACACGCCCAUCUCGGCAGUCAAGGACAGCGAGCUGAACGCCCCAAUACGAACUCUCCUGGAAAUCCUGGAUGAGGUGGAGCAGCUCGUCUACCAAAACCCCCCAGACGAUCAGGGGGGCUCCAGGUUCGGCAACAAGAGGUUCAGAGACUUCCUUGACAAGGCCAGGGGGCAGGAGACAAAGUGGCAUCAAAAGCUCGGCGUUGAUAACCCAGACGCCCUUGCCGAGCUCUCAACCUACCUCAGCCAGUCAUUCGGGAACCGGAAGCGCAUCGAUUACGGCUCUGGCCAUGAGCUCAACUUCAUGAUCUGGCUGCUGUGCCUCUACCAGCUCCGCAUCGUCACCCGCGCAGACUUUAAGCCCCUGGUUCUCAAGGUCUUCACCCGGUACCUUGAGGUCAUGCGCGUCAUCCAGUGUCUUUACUAUCUGGAGCCCGCGGGCUCGCACGGCGUGUGGGGCCUGGAUGACUACCAGUUCCUCCCCUUCCUGUUCGGCGCGUCGCAGCUGGCGCACCACCAGUACAUCACCCCGCGGGCCAUCCACCAGGAGCUGAUGCUCGAGCAGUUCGGAAAGGACUACCUUUACCUGAACCAGAUCGUCUUCGUGAACAGCACCAAGACCGUCAAGGGCCUGCGGUGGCAUAGCCCCAUGCUGGACGACAUCUCAUCUUCGAAGUCGUGGGAGAAGGUUGAGGGAGGCAUGCGCCGCAUGUUCGUGGCGGAAGUGCUCAAGAAGCUUCCGGUUAUGCAACACUUCCUGUUCGGGUCUCUGGUCCCGGCUGUGGACGGCAUGAGCGAGCAGAGCCUGGCUGGCGUCCCGGACGAGGAUGACGACGAUGAGGGCGGCGAGGUCCAGGUGUUUGAUGAGGGCAACGUGAGGCAUGUCCACCAGCAGAACGGAUGGGGCGAGUGUUGCGGCAUUAAAGUCCCUAGUGGUGUUGCUGCCGGCAUGGAGGCGAUGAAGAAGGGCGAGACGCUGCGUAGAAUUCCUUUUGAUUGAGGUAUCCUGGGUGAACUAUACCUUGUGAGGCCCGCAGUGGCUGCAUGCGCUUGUAUGUAAUGCACACCCGAUAUAACACAAGGAUAGAACAUCUCAAUACACCUCAAUUUAGGUGGCAA